This is a messenger RNA of Hippocampus comes (tiger tail seahorse), 1130 nucleotides long. It is a transcript of the gene rgcc, whose product is annotated as regulator of cell cycle. The record is from RefSeq and is a predicted model, not a curated record. The coding region runs from base 120 to 512 and encodes 130 amino acids. Gene Ontology annotation, biological process: regulation of cell cycle. Lineage: Eukaryota; Metazoa; Chordata; Actinopteri; Syngnathiformes; Syngnathidae. The transcript has 5 exons.
CGCGCACUUUGGUGCUACGAGUUCAAGACCUUCGGGAGAAAGAACACAGAAAGGCGGCGUGGAGGUUAAACGGACGCACGUAACAAACACACACGUUAGUGGAUAUUCCCAAGGGAAUCAUGAAGUCUCCGAGAUUGGCGCGCCAAGCCAAGCUGGUGGUGGACGUGGACGACCUGGACGAGGUGCUAUGCGAGUUCGACGCGGUGAUCGAAGACUUCACAUCCCCGAUGGAGAAGCGUCACUUUCGUUACGACGAGCACCUGCGCAUCGCCAAGAGGCGGAGCAGCGCCAGCGUCAGCGACAGCGGCAUCAGCGACACCGAGAGUGCUGACUCGCUCAACAGAAACAGCUUCAGCUUGAGCGACGAGAGGCUCCACUCACCCACCGCAAUGUCCCAGAUGAGCGGCGCCUCAUCCUCACCGUCACCGAUGUCACCAAAACCCAAACUGGGCGACACCAAAGAACUGGAGGACUUCAUUGCCGACCUCGACAAGACAUUGGAGAGCAUGUGACGUGGGCGGCUGGUGGCCAUCUUGGAUCAUAGCCAUGAAAGAGAGACAGAGGAGUCUGGACUCCCCCCCGGCCCCAACAAACCCGCCACCAAGCUGCACCUGCUCGCCCCCCUGACUGAAUCACCCUCCAACAGGAUACAGCUGCUCAAUGGCUCCAGAUUGUCUUGCAGUCAAGUUGUAGCUAGGCUAGCUCACGUCACCCAAAGGACCUCAUCCAAAUUAGCAUUGCAGUUGGAACACUUGCAGGUCAUGUGAUUACAAACGUUUAGAAUUUGGGGGAUCCAGACAUUUUCGCCACACUGGAAUAAUUUUAUUUGAAUUAACUAUUAUUAUUAUUAUUAUUAUUAUUGUCAUAUUUCAGUUCACUCCCACAUGGAAAGCUACAAUGGGACAGGGCUUUUUUUUUGUAAAAAGAAUAUAUUUGUAAUUUUAUAAAGCUUCAUUAUGUAAAUGUAGUGCUCAUUUUAGUGAAAUAUAUUUUUGUACAUGUAAAUAAUUAAUAUUAAAUGUUCUGAUUAAGUUGGUUCAAAAGAAAGUUUUAAAAAACUGGAAAGCAAGAUUAUGUAUUUAAUACAGCUAAUACCUGCCAGAGAUUAUAUUAAAGUAUGGUUAUUUUAA